AUGAUCUAUAUUGACAAUCAACUGGUGAAUGUAGAGCCUUAUAGUAUAUCCAAAUAUCUCAGUGAAGCCAGUCGUCCUGUACCUGCCAGCAAAUUAUCAUUAGGCGGUUUGGAAUCUCCCAAUGUGUUUAUUGAAGAGUGGUCAACAGAUCAGUUUAUUACACUUGACUUUAACUUGAUUGAGAACUAUAUGGAUAUCUUCUUUAACCAUGUGGAUGGCUAUUAUCGACUGCGGAUUGUUUAUGACACAUCUUUGGCUGACAAUGUCGUCUUACAGCGUUACGAUAAUAUGACUUCGCUAACCAUCAGUGGUAAUUACCCAGCUUAUUAUUGGCGAUCCAAAAAACCAAUGCAAAAAUUAACCCAUACAUACUACCUCAAGGAUUGGGAAAGAGUGACUGAAAUUCCUUUGGAUGAAUUCUCACUGGAUCUGAUAAGACACAAGGCAACUAACAGCCACAAGGGACCUAUCUUGCCCGGUGGACAAUACCCAAACCACCUAAUGAAACUCAAUAUGUGGACAGUCUAUCGCCUUGAGUUUGAGAUCCCCUUGAAAUCAGCCAAACAAUUUAUCCAUGCGCCACUUUCACCUGACAAUGUGACCCAUGAAGCUCUGGAGCGAGAAUUAGCAUUGGCCAUUUCAAGCAAAGGAAUGCUUCGACCACGCUAUUUGCCUGAUCGUAUCCAUGUCCGUUCAGCUACCAAAUCGAUCCAUAUCGACUCCUUUAUUUCAAAUCUACCGUUUGAAGUGAUGUACAUGAUGGAGCAUGCUUUUAACCUAAAGAUAUUGCGUGAAUACAAUGUAGAUGGUGACUUUUUUGAUAAGAUAAGAAGCCUUCCUACUCAUGUCUGUUGUACAUUGCUGACACUGCUGGCUGCACCUCAAAAACGUAUUUACCAUCCUGAAGCAGCAUUAAAUGAAGCAUACAAGGUCAGCAAAGAAAACCUGAAUUUUGAGCAGCCUGUGCCCGAGAAUUAUACGACUGUACGUCGAUUGCUGGUCACACCGACAUCUAUGUAUCCAUUGCAACCUACAGUGGAACCCAUGAACCAUUUACAGUAUCGAUUCAAGGCAUAUGCAGAUCGGUUUUUAUAUGUACAGUUUACAGAUGAAGAUCUUGCGCCUAUUGUGCCUGUACAGAGUGCAGAAGAUGAACCAUGCGAGACUCAGAAUGAUAGGAUUUAUGAACGCAUUUACGCUAUACUCAAAAGAGGAUUGCAGAUUGGAGGAAGAACAUACGAGUACUUAGGCUCUUCAGUUCAGCAAUUGAGAUCGCAUGGUUGUUGGUUUAUUGCUCCUAUCCAUGAUUUUACAAGAACACGCUUAUUGAAUUCAAUGGGAGACCUGAGAGAGAUUGAAACAGUCGCUGUAUUUUCGAGUUGCAUAGGCCAGACAUUACAACCAAGGUUAUGUCAUCUGGAUCUUAACCCAAGUGAAAUUGAAGAAAUUGAUGACUACUAUAACAAUGGGUUUGACUUUGCACCUGAAUGUGGCAAAAUGUCACCUCAAGUGGCAAGAGAGAUUUCGAGUCAACUGAACAUGAACUAUACUCCUUCUGUGGUCAAAUUCAAUCUGGCUGGUGCAAGAGGUAUCCUUGCCGUCUCUAAUUACUUGACAAAGCGUAAAGUACAAUUGCGUACAUCUCAAAUUCGAUUCAAUAGUCCCAAUGUAUCUUUGGAAAUCAUCAAGGUAUCCAAACCCAAUCGAGUCUAUUUAAACCGACGUUCCAUCUUGCUGCUGUCUUCUUUAGGUGUUCAAGACUACAUUUUUCGUCAAUUGAUGAGCGAAGAAUUAGCUUAUUGGGAGAAAUACAAGAGUCGAAGUGAAGAUGUGUAUUAUAGCAUUCUGAAUGAACAUUUUUCUUCUGAUCGCAUGAGUGAUUUCCAACGUAUUUCGGACAGUAAAUUCCUGGAAUACCAUGAUCCUUUUAUCUCCAAUUUGGCCAUUUCAUUUCAAAAUCACUUGUUAAAGGGGUUGAAAGAAGACUGUCGUCUGUUUAUCUUUAAAGGUGCGCGCGUGUUUGCUGUUAUGGAUGAAACUGGCACACUGGAGCCGGGUGAAGUCUUUUUGCAGUUAUCUGAUCCUUCAGAAAAGACACUCAAGAGAAGAGUGAUAGAGGGUCCUUGUGUGGUCUAUCGUGAUGCUUCUUGUUCUCCUGGGGAUGUCCGUGUGGUCAGAGCCAUUGCUAGUCGUUCUAAGCUUCGUCAUUAUUGCAAUGUGCUGGUCUAUUCUGCUUUUGAUCAAAGAGACCUGUUGAGCCUGUGUUCUAAUGAUGAUGUGGAUGAUGAUAAUGUCACUCAACUCAUAAUGAUUAGUGUGAUUUGGGAUCGUCGAUUAUUGCCUAGAAGAGUCAAUCUAGAGCCUAGAAAUUAUACACCGAAAGUGACGCCCAAGACAUUGAAAAAGAUCACAUUUAAAGAAAUGGCCAAGUUCUUUACUACCUAUAUAUCCCAAGACACAGGCUAUCUACUGAAUAAUGCAUUUAUCGCCAUCGCCGAUAGACAAAAAGACGGUAUUCUUAAUGGUGAUUGUAUUUAUCUUUCACAACAGAUAUGUCGAGCACUGGAUUUUGCAAAAACUGGUGUGUACGCUCCUAUCAACCGAGAAUUCCGUCGGUGUCCUUACCCAGACUAUAUGGAAAGAAACUUUUAUCGUACAUACAAGUCUCAAACCGUUGUAGGCGCCCUUUAUCAAGACACAAAAGGCUGUCAAGAAAAACUCUUAAUUCGCAACCAUUGCCAUUAUGACCGCCGAAUGUAUGUGGAAAACAUGUAUAAAUACAUUCUCGAUGCUCGUAAACUAAAGGCUACAUACGACCAUAGUCUUCGUAUGCUCUUGGCUCGUUAUUCUGUCAAGACAGAAGUUGAAUUUAUCUCGGGUCAUAUCAUAGACUGGCCAAAGUAUCUCGGUAUAGACCAACGUGCAGCAUUUCUAGAGCGCAUCAAGGAUGCGUAUGCUCAGUUUAGAAAGUAUUGGAGGCACAUGUUUGAAGAGCCUUUAAUUCAUGCUGUUGAAGAAGCAGAAUUGACGACUGAAAUUGAGGCCAAAGCAGCUGCUUGGUAUUAUGUCACGUAUCAUCCUUCUGAAUACAAGAAUGAUGUGAUUUAUAACCUGACUUUGGCACGCUUCAUCAGUUUCCCUUGGGUUGUGGAUGACUUUAUUUCUCAUAUUGCACUCAAAAAUGAUACAAGACAACCUUCACCCGAACAAACACAGGCUAUACCCCAAGAGAAAAUCAGAAUGUAUCAAAACAAUGUUGUUAUCAGCGAAUCUGAAGACGAAGACGAAGACGAAGACGAAGACGAAGACGAAGACGAAGAUGAAGAUGAAGACAAAGAUAAUGAAAAAGAGGUGAUAAAACAAGACAUUAGUCACUCAGAACGAACCAUGAACACACAACAAAACGAAGAUGAUAUCCCUGAAGUCAAUAUCAAACUAGUAGAUGUUCUUCGCUUAUAA
Messenger RNA from Gilbertella persicaria, 3459 nucleotides. RefSeq names its product RNA dependent RNA polymerase-domain-containing protein. Bases 1 to 3459 code for a protein of 1152 amino acids. Gene Ontology annotation, biological process: siRNA processing. The record is from RefSeq and is a predicted model, not a curated record. Gene Ontology annotation, molecular function: RNA-directed RNA polymerase activity. Lineage: Eukaryota; Fungi; Mucoromycota; Mucoromycetes; Mucorales; Choanephoraceae. Gene Ontology annotation, cellular component: nuclear RNA-directed RNA polymerase complex. The transcript has 4 exons.